AAACGCUUGGCGCUAACUUUGGCAGGUUGACAUGUAAUUUGAACUCUAUCAGCCGUCGUUUUGCAUAGCGCCCGUCGAGUGACUCUCACUAAUUCCGGUUUCUUCAGGAUGUCCAAGGACGAAGAAGAUUCGUCCCUCGACUCCCCUGGCCCGUUUCGCUACGACGUUCUCCCUCCCCGAGCGCGUCGACCCCGGGGCCGAAUAAAAACGUCAAAUCCAUCAUCUGACGGCUCCCAUCAUAAACGCUCAAGACUUUCCUCUGGAAACUCCCCAAGUGUGUUGCCCGCUGAAGAUCUUCACAGUAUGAAUCUCAACACUAUCCCGAUAGUGGCUACAGUCCCAGAGACGCCUCGCAAAAAUCAGGCAAGAGAGAUCCGCGCGAAGCUCGUUUACUCUCUCUAUAACGAGUCCGGUAAGUCGCAGGCCGAUGGUUCCCCGAGCAAAGCUCUUGGGAAGCCUGCAAGGUCACCUGAAGCCACUCGCCAAAGGACAGAACGUCUUCGCGAGCUGUUCCAACAGGAGGCCGAUGGUAUGGAGUCGGCAGGAUCCCUCAGUCCAGUCCGUCGUGGCUCUGAUGUCAGCGAAUCGCCGCACCCUGCACCCACGCCCGCUGAGCUCCAGUCUCCGACACCACCUGAAAAUCUAGCAUCCGAUGAUACCGUCCCUGGCUCCUCUGGGAGCGAUUCCGAAAGAGCAGUUAUCGCCCCGCCGUCCCAGCCUGAUUCCUCAGCAGUUCAGAAAGGGUCUCCAUCAUGUUUCUUGUCCGAUGGUCAUUUUAUUAUAGGGUCUAAAGAUAUCCCUUCCUAUUGCGAGCUUCAAAACCAAAUGACAAGGCACAAGCUCCCUUGGGCUGUCCAAUACGAAACCUGGCGGUACAACAUGGCACAAAAAGAGCACCCAACGUUUUCCCAAUGGUGUCAAAUAUUUCACUUUCUGGACAAGCAUGCCCGUCGCUCAGAAGGACAUAUCUCCAACAUCACAGCCAGAAAUUUUUCCAAAGUCUGCGCGGCUUUUCUUAACGCACCUGCAAUGGGUGACGCUGAGCUGUCGGAAAACUCUAAGCUCAUAAAUGAACUUGAAAUGCACCUCGUUGAGCCUGGGGAUACAUCCCAAGACCCGUUUGUCGAGCUAGACCGGGAAGAAUUAGAUAUCAAAACAUGCGAGUUGGCACGACUUGGUGUCAGUAGGUCCCAGGGUCAAGCGCUCCCAUGGUAUGGUGGGAAAGUUGUCCAAAAGUUCCGUCUCUCUUCGGAACCCACGUCGCGACGAGACAAAAAGUAUGCAUUUCAACCUGAAAAACUUGAAAUAGGGCGAUCGCACCGGGUCUCUCGUUUCUAUGGUUCACGUCGUGUGAUCUCGGUCUCCAUCCGAGACUCUAUCGUACGCCAGGCAACGAACCGGCUAACCGAAUUCUUUUCGCACUCGUUCGUCUUUAGUGGCAAGGUUUUUCAGGCAGUUUACGCCAAGGAAGCCACGGUGUAUCUCGUUGAAACAGGGGACUUCAUGCCAUCGCACACUUCGACUGCAGGAAUGCUCCCAAGCCAUCUGAGCUCUAAUGGCCGCCUCAGCCUUUCCGAGUUUCUCGAAUGGCAUAACCCUCUUCGUUUGAAUCAAAAACAGUCGAUGACGAAAUAUGCGGCUCGCUUUGCACUGGCUUUUUCGACGUCGGUGCCUGUGUGUCACAUAGAUCCCAAAAACGUAAAACGACUUCCAGAUAUCGAGCGACAUUCAGGUGAAGAGAAAACUCCCUCUCACCUAAUCUUCACUGAUGGGUGCGGGUUCAUGAAUCGCGCAUUGGCCAACAUCAUUCGGCAACGUUGCAAUCUCGUCACCAUCCCUGUGGUCGUUCAAGGCCGCUUUGGGGGAACCAAAGGCUUGUACCUUUUGCACCCAGAUCCCAGCUUCAACAGCACUGACGAGCCAAUGCUGUGGUUCCGUGAUUCACAGAAGAAGAUUCAUAAUCGCCCUGAGACCCCGUGCGACGUUUCCCAGUUUGCGCUGGAUUUACUUCAACCAGCCCGCCUCGGACUUCCAGCUAGACUUUCAAAAGAAGUCCUGAGUUGCUUGAGCUAUGGCGGCGUGAAGACGGCGGCUCUCAAUUCGUUAUAUUGUAAUGGGCUACAUACGGAGUAUAAGAAGCUUGCUGAUUGGGAAGGCGAUCUCGCAAUGCUGAAGCUAUGGGAUGCGGUCUGCGAAACGGAGCAUAUAAUUCGUAUGAGGGCAAGACGUGAGGCGUUGGGAGCCGCGCGGGCCUUUGGUCUCGGUGUGGAGAAGGGCUCGGACGCUGAGGUGCCGGAUGUUGACGAAGACGAGAAUACAGCUGGGCAAAUGACGCUGGGCGAGAUGGUGCUUGCAUUCCUCGCUGCCGGCUUCAAUCCAAAGACUCAACCAAAUUUGGCAAUGAAAUUGCGAGUCAUUAUGUCUGGUGUUAUAGGCCAGUAUAUUGAUCGCUAUAAAGUUGGAGUCCCACUGUCAGCUGAAGGCCUUGCGGUGCCGGAUCCUUUGGGAAUUCUCGAGCCCGGAGAAGUAUUCUGCCGCUCUAGCACGCCCUGGCUGGAUUCGGAUGGACAUUGGCGAGACACGGUACUCGGGCCAGUGCUAGCUACGAGACACCCCUGCAAAGUAGCAUCAGAUGUCCAGAAAUUCGAAGCGGUCAACUGCAUGCAGUUGCGUGAUUACCUGGACGUUAUCAUCUUUUCGACAAAGGGUGAUCGAUCCCCCAUGAGCCUACUUGGUGGUGGUGACUACGACGGCGACACAGUGCUUCUUAUCUGGCAGCCCGAGAUCGUCAGCGAUUUUGAGAAUGCCAAGACUUGUCGGGCAGACCCGCCAGCGGAUUUCGAAAAGCGGAAUUUUGAAACUGAACCCAAAAAAGUAACAACUUUCCUGGAGGAAACUGAUGGAGAGAAACAUCCGGAGAGCCAAGCGAGAAAGGCGCAGAAAUAUUUGCUCUCCGCACUCUCUGACCCUUCGGUUGUUGGCCGGUAUUCAAUUAUGCACGAAAAAACGGCAUUUCGACUUGGCUAUGAUCAUCAUGAGACCGUGCGGCUUGCCCAAAUGUUCUGCACUUGCCUUGAUGGCGCCAAGUCUGGUCUGAGAGUCCGGAAACAGGUCUUCGAAGCGGACCUUAGGAAGUACGAGCGCUACCACAUUCCUCAUCUGCAGAAGAAAGUGGCCGAAAAAAAAGGGUCUUUCGCCAUUACCGAUAGUCAAUUACAGAGGGUCGAGGUCCAGCGAUCCCCCCAGCUUGGAGAGGAUAUCAUUAAGAAACUAUACGAUACGGGCCAGAAGAUCCAGGGAGAGCUUCUCAAGGCGUGGGAUUCUCGUCAAGAAAAGGCAGACAAGCGCCACUGGUUGGACAAAGAUUUGACUCGGCCUUACGAGGAUGCAAAGGAUCGAGCCCGACGAUGGUCGGAACAGUAUGGUCAAGAUGCUAUGCAGUUUGCGCUUCGCCAGAUCGAAGACGCAGUGAAGGAUGCUCGAGCUCUCUACUUGAGAUUCCAUCAGCGGCGGCUAUCGACCGCUGAACGUCAAGCCAAAGUUCGAGACGUGUCUUCCCAAUAUGUGUCCUCCUUAACCAAGAUCAACAGCGUUGCAUUCAGUGAAUCGGAAGUAAAGAGGGUAGCAGCCUCGUAUUGUUACGUAUAUGACCUGGAGGAGCAUCCCCGUCGAAAUCAUGGGACAGACUUUCCGUUCGAUAUAGCCUUCCGUGACAUCGCGGCAAUCAAAGCUUCAAGCACGCUUACGCACUCUACGAUCACUCGUGAAUUCGCCGACCUCUUUGUUUUGCAUCGCAGCACAAUGAAGCUUCUCAUGGCUCUUUGA
Cantharellus anzutake is the source of this 3825-nucleotide messenger RNA. RefSeq names its product RNA dependent RNA polymerase-domain-containing protein. Gene Ontology annotation, molecular function: RNA-directed RNA polymerase activity. Bases 109 to 3825 code for a protein of 1238 amino acids. Gene Ontology annotation, biological process: siRNA processing. The transcript has 20 exons. The record is from RefSeq and is a predicted model, not a curated record. Lineage: Eukaryota; Fungi; Basidiomycota; Agaricomycetes; Cantharellales; Hydnaceae. Gene Ontology annotation, cellular component: nuclear RNA-directed RNA polymerase complex.